UGGAUGAAGAACUGAUUUAGCAUGAGGACCUCCUGCCCAUCCACCAUCACCCCCGAGAAGAUCAAGCUGAGAUACUGCAGCUUCAGUCCAAACUUCUUUGAGGUGUACUUCAAGCAUGCAGCGGAGGCCUUUGAGAUGGAGUUAGUCUGCGUGUCCACCAGAAAGUCUGUUUGGAGAGCUGAGAUAAGGAGAAAUGAUUAUAGCCAGACCAGUUGGAAGGAUAGGGCCAUUUUAGAGGAACAGAACAAUGAUCAAUGCCAAACCAGUGGUAACUACAGGGACACCUCUGAAGAAGGGAAAAGUGAUAUUUGCACUGGGGGCAGUACGCACAUCACAGAGAUAAAGAGAGAUGAUCACUACCAGACCAGAGGGAUUGACAGGAACAUCUCAGAGGCAGCAGUGUUUGUGAACAGGCACAGAGCUGAGCUCAUUGGCAGGGUGUAUAACGUGAUGCCUAUCGCAGAUGUGCUGCUCUCCAAGGGACUGGUCCACCCUGAGAAGUAUUCAGAGAUCAGAGCAGCUGCCACCAGUGAGGCAAAGAUGCGAGAGAUCUAUGAGUGUCUGCGCUCAGCUGGAGCUGAGGGGAAAGCAGCGUUCUAUGGAGUUCUAUUGCAGGAGGAGCCCCACCUGCUCCAAGACCUGAGAACACCUGCAUUGUAGACUAGAUUAAACCAGCAUGUUAACCUGACUACACCUGCUGUAAAGACUGACUAAAGUUGUUUUAAAGACCUGACUGCACCUUGAGGACAGAGGGGAACAUCACAACUCAUCCAGUAUUUUCUGUGAGGACAUCCAUGAAUGAUUACAAAUUUCAAAUGAACUCUGCCUUUGUAUGUGUUUCAUGUAAUAGCUUCUUCUAGCCUUCUUUCUGUUUAUUGACCCACUCAGAAUGUCUUUUCUGCAAUAGAUUUGCCAUUGCAAAUCUGCAAUACUAAGGAAUAUACUGUAUGCAGCAUGUUCAUAUGAUAAAUUACUUUUAAUCGACCA
Molecule: messenger RNA, 987 nt
Organism: Alosa alosa (allis shad)
Lineage: Eukaryota; Metazoa; Chordata; Actinopteri; Clupeiformes; Clupeidae
Exons: 1
Coding region: 22-660 (212 amino acids)
Biological process (GO): innate immune response; inflammatory response; regulation of apoptotic process
Source: RefSeq, a predicted model, not a curated record